GCUCCCUCCCACAAUCGCUCACUCUUAUAUUCAGUUGCGGCAGAGCUCAGGUUUGGAUAACGGUGUUAUCUGGGAAUGAUGCCGGCGGUUGGAGCCGUGGGAGUCGGACUGCUCUGCGCCCUGCUUGUCGCCCUCAUGCCGGGUGGCAUGUCGGACUUGGUGACUCUGGUGCAGGACUCGGUCCGACCCGAAUCGUCACUGCUGAUGCCAAAAGUCAUGAUCGCCAUUCUGGCUCGCAACGCAGCGCACAGCCUGCCGCACUACCUGGGCUGUAUCGACAGGCUAGACUACCCGAAGGAGCGGAUAGCUAUCUGGGCAGCGACAGACCACAGUGUGGACAACAGCACAGCCAUGCUGAGGGAGUGGCUGAAGCAGGCUCAGGACCAGUACCACUAUGUGGAGUGGAGACCUAUGGAGGAGCCCAAGUCCUAUACUGAUGAGUGGGGGCCCAAGCACUGGCCUCCGUCCCGCUUCAACCAUGUGAUGAAACUGAGGCAGGCUGCUCUUAAGGCAGCACGGGAACGCUGGGCAGAUUACAUACUGUUUGCAGACGGUGAUAACCUGCUGACCAACCCAAAGAUUCUCAACCUGCUCAUGGCUGAGAACCUGACUCUGGUAGCUCCCAUGCUAGAGUCACGCUCUCUCUACUCUAACUUCUGGUGUGGCAUCACCCCACAGGGUUACUACAAACGUACCCCUGACUACCAGCCAAUCAGGGAGUGGAAGCGUCUGGGUUGCUUCGCUGUACCCAUGGUGCACUCUACCUUCCUGCUGGACCUGAGGCGUGGCGCCAGCAGGGAGCUGGCCUUCUACCCCCCUCACCCUGACUACAGCUGGGCCUUCGAUGACAUCAUGGUGUUCUCCUUCUCUGCCCGGCAGGCAGAUGUGCAGAUGUACGUGUGUAACAGAGAGCACUAUGGCUUCCUACCGGUUCCUCUGAAGGCCUCGCAGAAUGUUGACGACGAGAAGGAGAGCUUCACACACACCAUCGCUGAGGCCAUGAUUGAUCACAACAUAGCACCCUCAGAGUACCUGUACAAUCCCGAGAUGCCGCAGGACAAGAUGGGCUUUGAUGAGAUAUUCCUGAUUAAUCUGAAACGUCGUCUGGACAGGAGACAGAGGAUGUUGAGCACCAUGGCCUCUCUGGGUCUGCAGGCCACCAUCACUGACGCAGUGGACGGCAAGGCUCUGAACUCUUCUCAGCUGCAGGCAUUGGGUAUAGAGAUGAUUCCAGGUUAUCAGGACCCGUACUCUGGCCGUGUUCUAACCAGAGGAGAGAUAGGCUGCUUCCUCAGCCACCACUCCACCUGGGUACAGAUGGCGGAGCGUGGUCUUUCCAAGGUGCUGGUGCUGGAGGAUGACGUGCGCUUUGAGCCCAGAUUUAAGAGGCGAAUGAUGACCAUCAUAGAGGAAGUAGAGAAGGCCCAGCUGGACUGGGAUCUCAUCUAUGUUGGGCGUAAGCGUAUGCAGGUGCACCAACCGGAGCGUUCUGUGGAAGGGGUUAAUAACCUGGUGGAGGCUGACUACUCUUAUUGGACGCUGGGCUAUGCCCUGUCAGCGCAGGGUGCCAGGAAGCUGCUGGCUGCUCAGGCCUUCAGCAAGAUGCUACCUGUCGAUGAGUUCCUCCCUGUCAUGUUCAACAAACACCCCAAUUCUGACUUCAUGUCUCACUUUGAGCCUCGGGACCUGAAGGCCUUCUCUGUGGAGCCCCUCCUCCUGUACCCCACCCACUACACGGGCGAGCCGGGCUACGUGAGUGACACGGAGACCUCCACCAUCUGGGACGACGAGGCCACCGCCACCGACUGGGACCGCCUGCACCAGCACGCCAGGAAGACAGAGCAGCAAGGCCGCAUCCACACCGUGGCUCAGAACAGUGUGACGGGAGACUCACCUCCACCUGCCGCCCGCUCCACACGUGAUGAACUCUGAGAAGGAAGAGAGAGAGACUUGUAGACGUGCUUUUGCACGGACACACACAUGGACAUACACACGGACACACACAAGGACAUACACAUUCACACACUCAUGCGCAUGCACGCACGCACGCAUGCACUCUCUCUCUCUCUCUCUCUCUCUCUCUCUCUCUCUCACACACACACACACACACACACACACACACACACAACUGGAUACACAGUCAACUACUCUGCUCAGUGCAUUUUCUCAUUGGCUAUCUGCUGUCUACUAGCAUAUUAUGCCUGAUGAGGGGUGGAUUGGUCUGUGCACUGAGAAAGUGGGCCCAGGACCUCAGAUGUAUUUAUUCCCCUUGCGCUCUACAGUCUGACACACACACACACGCACACACACACACACGCACACACACACACGCGCACACGCACACACACACACACACACACACACACACACACACACACACACACACACACACACACACCCCAAACACACACACACACACACACAUACAGUCAGGGAGAGACCUUGAAGAGACUCAGAGAGAAGGACUGGGGGGACCUGAACACCCACACCAUGCAGGGACGAUGUGAGAGAGACAGAGACUGGACGACCUGAGACUGCAACAUGUGGAAGACAGAUAUUGCUGUUUGCAGUACAGAGAUAAAACUCACAAACCAAUGUUUAUUGUAUUGUUAAAACAGGAUGAUUAUUGUAAUUUAAAAAUAACAUGUGGUUUAUGGGCAGCCCAGGGAAUAAAGGAAUCUUACAGCUGUCUGAAAUGACGUUGUGUGUGUGUGCGCUUGUGUGCAUGCAGGCUGGUGUUUGUGUUUUUCCAUGAUCGCAAGUAUACCCAGGAGUGCUGUCAGUUGCUAUGAUGUCAUAUCACUGUCACUACCAGACCACACACUCAUACACACAUGCAAGAGCGCACACACACACUGUCACAAUCAUUUGCCAUUUGAUUCUUUGUAAGAAGCAGGUCAGGACAGAGAUGAUGGAGGACAGUGUUCCCCUGAGACAGUCAGCCUGUGAACCUGUAGAUGCUGUUGUAGCAGUUAGCAGACUGGCCCUGUUACACACAGAUCAGACUACACUCAUCUGGCUUUACGCUGAGCUGAGCUGAACCUGGCCUUUCAUCUAACUGGAAUGGUGGUGCUACAAAUCUGUGUUUUCAUUCACUCUGCAGUUUGUUUGUUUGAUUCGGCCAUAUCUCCUGCUAUCAUCUCUGUUAUGGCUACAGGGUUUGAAACGACUAUGGUGUAAGGUUUUGGCCGUGUAUUGCUGUUAUUUCAAUUGUAUCACUAACCUAAACUACUGCACUGUUCCCACGACCUCGUCAUGUCGACCUUACUGUCUGUAGCAUAGACACAGCUUUGGUCGACGGCAACAAUUCACUCAAGAACACGACUCAUGUACAGUAAAUCCCAUUUAGUUGCAGGCCACAGUUUUUCAGGCCCCAGUUAAAGUCAAAACAUGUGCACUGGAUGCAUGUACAGGCAGACACUCAGCUCCGUAUUCAGUACACUAUGUUCUAUCCCAUGGUGUGCACCGUGGUCAGGUUAUAGGAAAUUCCUCUCUGGGUUUUACUGUUCCCGUCCGUAGAAUCAGUCGUUGAGGCUCAGACCUGCAUGGGGAACAGAGGAAGGGAGAGAGAGAAGAGGAGAAACUGUCCAGAACGGAGGAUUUUACGAGACACAUGAGUUCCAUAAAGAGACAGGCAGGUUGGAUAUGGAGAAGUCUGCCUCUGAGCCCUGAAUACCUCUACUGCUGGACAGGAGGAUGAUAAGGAGGAGGCCACAGUAACCUACAGCACCAUAUCAGAACCACACCUCUAACCAUACACAAACUGUAGCUAGCUAUUAUAAGAGCCCAGUGUGGUGUUUGUUUGCCUGAGUGAUUUAACUAACUGCGAAAAUA
Messenger RNA from Oncorhynchus mykiss (rainbow trout), 3834 nucleotides. It is a transcript of the gene colgalt2b, whose product is annotated as collagen beta(1-O)galactosyltransferase 2b. The record is from RefSeq and is a predicted model, not a curated record. NCBI's taxonomy places the organism in Eukaryota, Metazoa, Chordata, Actinopteri, Salmoniformes, Salmonidae. Gene Ontology annotation, molecular function: procollagen galactosyltransferase activity.